Molecule: messenger RNA, 3234 nt
Organism: Tachysurus vachellii
Lineage: Eukaryota; Metazoa; Chordata; Actinopteri; Siluriformes; Bagridae
Gene: hycc1
Product: hyccin PI4KA lipid kinase complex subunit 1
Exons: 11
Coding region: 178-1419 (413 amino acids)
Biological process (GO): phosphatidylinositol phosphate biosynthetic process; protein localization to plasma membrane
Cellular component (GO): plasma membrane
Source: RefSeq, a predicted model, not a curated record
ACACGGCACUGUGUGUGUGUGUGUGUGUGUGUGUGUGUGUGUGUGUGUGUACGCGCACAACAGGAAACGAGCGGAGGUUUCAGAGUCGAGCGGGGUUAGUCCGUGGGUGUGUUGUGCUGUCUCGAGUCUCUCUUCAGCCGGACACGAUUGAAGGUUCUUGGUACCAGAUGAGGAACAAUGCUGGCCAUGGACCAAGGUGUGGUGGAGGAAUGGCUGUCUGAGUUUAAGACUAUUCCUGAGACGGCCAUCUCCAGCUACGCUGCGUCUCUGAAGGAAAAGCCCUCGCUGGUCCCUGCGCUCUAUAAAGUCAUCCGAGAGAACUACAGCGACCUCUUGGAGCCGGUGUGUCACCAGCUGUUUGAGUUUUACCGGAGCGGAGAGGCUCAUCUUCAGCGCUUCACCCUGCAGUUCCUGCCUGAGCUGGUGUGGAGUUACCUGUCUGUGAGCGCCGGACGCAACCCUCACCACAGCGGCUGCAUCGAGGCUCUUCUGCUCGGCAUCUACAACCUGGAAAUAGUUGAUAAAGAUGGUCAAAGCAAAGUGUUAUCCUUCACCGUCCCCUCCUUAUCCAAACCAUCAGUGUACCAUGAGCCUUCUGCCAUCGGCUCCAUGGCCCUAACCGAAGGAGCUCUAGCCAAUCACGGGCUUAGUCGAGUUGUUUACAGUGGACUGCACCUCCAGAGAGAGACGUUCACAGCGCAGAACAGGUUUGAAGUGCUGACGUUCCUGCUGCUUUGCUAUAAUGCUGCUCUGAGCUACAUGAACUGUUCUUCCCUCCAGUCUCUGUGCCGGCUCAGCUCCAGAGUGUGUAUCUGUGGCUAUCCAAGGCAGCAGGUUCGCAGAUAUAAAGGCAUGAGCAGCAGGAUGACGGUGACGUCAGAGUUCCUGGUGCAGCUGAUCACGGGAAUUCACUUCUCUCUGUGUAAUGGAGAACCUGAUUUAGGCUCCAAAGCUCUGGAUGACGUUCUGUAUCGAGCUCAGCUGGAGCUUUUCCCAGAAGUCUUGCUGGUGGGAAACGCCAUCAAGUCAUCACUCCAUGGUGCUGCUCUGAAGUCCAACAAGGAAGGCAUGCGCUCCAUCCAGGUGGAAAUCACACCCACUUCCUCACGGAUCUCCAGAAACGCCGUCACCAGUAUGUCCAUCCGCGGCCAUCGCUGGAAACGGCACGAGUCUCAAGAGAACAGUAUAGACUCCCCAGACUCUACUCCGCUCGGGCCCAUCCCCACCAUUAGUGUUACGGGGGUGAGCGGCGAGCGGGUGGCUAACGGCGAGGCACUGCGUGGCAGGACCGAAGCCGAGACGCUGGGGGGCGCCGCUGAGCUGGGGCUGGACCCUAGAGGUCAAGAGGUCAGGAGACAGAAGUCUCUGCGGAGGCACGUGGAGGACGGGACACCCUCCACAGGGAGGCUCCAGUUCUAGAGCCUCUCGGCCCUCCACACACAAUGUGACCUGAUAUCCCUUCCCUCUCCCUUUAGGCCCAGAGGUACUGUGGGCGGAGCUGUUUGAAUCGGGCAGGGUAUAAACUUGUCCCGCUUUAACAAGGCAUAAUGGAGUGGCCUGGAGAUGCUACAAGGAAAUUCAAACUCCUUAAAACUCAAGCACCUAGUCGCAUUUUUAGAGGUUUAAAGCAGCAGAUUGUAAAAUCUGGAGCCCUCUGGUGCGCAUAAAGUGAACUGCAACAACAACAAAAAAGUCUGCCCUAUCUCCGUUUUCUCCAAAUCACCCUCAUCCCCACGGAGAACCAAUUUAUUCUACCUAAGUGGCCUUUUUAAGCUAAAGUGUGCUGCUCUGAUUUCAGUUGGUUUGGGGUUAAUUUCUGAGUUGAGAAAAAUGAAAUAAAACCAUUAAAUAAGAAACUGAUUGCGUGGCUCUAAUUAGGAUCAUUACUUUAUUUAACAAAAAUAUCCACAAUUUUAUGAUAGAAAUCUAGACUCUAGGGAAACCGCCCAAACCAUCCCUUUAAUUAAGUUGGAACAGUUUACAUGAUGAAUUUGUUGGUGCUUUUGAAAUGGUAUGGUGACAUUUCCUUGUGAGGAUCAAGGCAAACUUAUCUUAACCUCAGGACUUAAAUCUUUUCCUAAACUUUGCAACGUCUCCUGCCUCCACGAUCUGCUUCACCAUUUCCCGUCCUCGUUCUCCAUCAGCAGCCCUCUGCAUUCUCUCUCUCUCUCUCUCUCUCUCUCUCUCCUUCUCUCCCCAACACUUGUCACGCAGUUGGACUCCCCGAGCCGACUAACAACUUCACAAGUUAGAAAAUUACACUUCUCUCCUUACUGCAACUAAAAAACAGCCUUUGCUGCACGCUUGAAUGUUGGGUUGCUAUGGGAAACAGUUGCUCUGUAGACGGGCUGCAAUAACCGGAGCAGCUCCAGAUAAGACUGCAGAAUGCUUAAAGAAACACUUGGGUUAGGUGCUCAGUAACAUCCUGCAGAUUUCAUAACCAGUUUAACACGACCAGCUGUCCUGUCUCCUGUCUCCUGUCUGCUUCAGUCGGAUUGGAUGUGAUGUGCUUUUCUCUUCUACUUUUCUGCCCUUUUCUGUAUUGUCCUUUACUCCCUUGUCUUUUUUUGGCCUUUCUGGUUCUGUCUUUUCUUGUCCUGUCCUUUCAUUUCCUUUUGCUGCCUCUCUUUUCAUAUCGUCCUAGCUUUUCCUCCUCUUUCCUUUGAACGAAGGAUUGUAUUUUGUGUUGUUUAUAAUGUACUAUAAUGAUAAUAAUAAUGUACUCGUGUGAAAAUGAAACACACGUCUGCAAUUAAUCACCUUUAAUCUGUUUUUUUUUUAAAGUACCUCUGAACUGUUUUUAAAAAGUAAAGUGAAGAAAGCUCCGUUCCUCUCAGAUAGCUUUAGCCGUCUAGAAACUGGUGUUAAGGUCACAUUUAACAUGAAGCUAAAUUCACUUUUUAUUUUUCAUUCAAAACUAAGACUUGUUUACUGCAGCUACAGUAACUCUUUCUCUUUGAGCUAUUUUAGAAAGUCGUAUGUAUAAUGAUUUUUGGAGUCUUUCUAGUAAAGUGUGUGCUUUCCCAGGGCUCUUGGCUUUCACACUAACAUGUUCUGGGGUACUUUGAAUACAUCAGCUGAUUAUUGACUGUUAUUAUUGAGGUGUUUCUGAGGAGUGAGGUGUUGUGACCUGUGAGGUUCAUUGGGUGUAUGAUCUCAGAAUCUCUAGACAAUCCAGUCAGCUUGACACACUGCUACAGUAAACAAAAUCCUUUAUAAACAUAAAGCUGAGGC